AUGUCCGCUGAGAGGCUCCAGCUCUGGAAGUCCAUCGUCGACCACGACCGCCACGGCAACCUCUCUCAGGAGCUCAAGGACAAGCUCACGUACGCCCUCGCCUCCUUCACGCAGGAGAUAGACUUUGGCGACGAUGUCAUGCGCCAUUUCAAGGCCACCGAGCUCUCUCUCUUCGAUAGGCCAGAGGACGGCAAGAAACACGCACGCGUCGUAAUCCAGGUCGACGUGCAUCGAGGGAUGAUGAACUCGCGCAACAAUCUGCACGGGGGGUGCAUUACUUAUCUCGUCGACAUCUGCUCCUCCGUGGCAUUGAGCCUGCUCGGCAUUGCAACGGGUGGUCCGGUCGAAUUGGUUUCACAAUCUAUCAAUACCAUCUUCCAUGCGGGGGCAACUCUCGGCGACAGGUUGCACAUCAUCAACGAAUCAGUGUCAGCAGGAAGCCGGGCAGUGACUGCUCGCGUCGAGAUAUGGGACAUCACUCAUCACCGUCUUGUCGCGACUGGCACUCAUAUCAAGAUGACGCCUGGGGUCCCCAAGACUAAAUUGUAG
Fibroporia radiculosa is the source of this 549-nucleotide messenger RNA. RefSeq lists its product as uncharacterized. The transcript has 5 exons. NCBI's taxonomy places the organism in Eukaryota, Fungi, Basidiomycota, Agaricomycetes, Polyporales, Fibroporiaceae. The record is from RefSeq and is a predicted model, not a curated record. Gene Ontology annotation, molecular function: fatty acyl-CoA hydrolase activity. Bases 1 to 549 code for a protein of 182 amino acids.